CUCCAACCUCUCAGUCAACGGAAAUACGAUAAUCUUGCAAAAUGCCACACCCUUCCGAUGUCGAAGUGGAAGUUCAGGCUUCCAACGCUGCUCAACUGGCUGGCGCCUACGCCUUUCGCCAGGUACGCGAUGGCGAUCACUGGUAUGGCGAAAUGAAAUCCAACGCCACUAUCACCUCCGAAUACGUGUUCCUGGCCCAAGCCUUGGGCAUAGACCUAAAACCAGACCAGGAGGACCUCACCAAGUAUUUGCUAUCCGAGCAGAAUUCGGACGGAUCCUGGAGUCUCGCGUUCGACUAUCCCGGCGAUGUCUCCACAACCACCGAGGCGUACUUCGCCCUGGCACUGCUCGGUGUGGAUAAACAGAAUCCAGCGAUGUGCGCCGCUCGCGACUUCGUCCUGCAGAAAGGAGGGGUUGAGAAAGUGCGCGUGUUUACUCGCAUGUUUUUGGCGGUUUUUGGGCUGUUUCCCUGGGCGGCCGUGCCCGAGCUGCCUGCAGAGUUGACCCUCCUACCCUCGUCCGCGCCUCUCAGCAUAUAUAGGCUCGCGAGCUGGGCCCGAGGGACCGUGAUCCCGAUGCUGGUCAUCCGGCACCACUGUCCAAUAUACGCGCUUCCGAACGGAAGAUCUGAAUGCAAUGAUUACUUGGACGAGCUCUGGGUCAACCCCGACGACAAGAUGGUUCCAUACGCGCCAUCGCUGUCGACAUUACUGCGGCGCAGAGACGUGACCGGUCUGGGAUUCACGGUGGCCGAUUACGUUCUGAAAGCCCUGAACGGCUUGCGAUGGAGUCCCACUCGAAAGCCCGCCCUCCAGAAAUGUGUCAGCUGGAUCCUGGAGCGCCAGGAGCCUGAAGGCGAUAUGGGUGGCAUCUUCCCCCCGCUGCACGCUGCAAUGUUUGCCCUCACGCUGGAAGGGUACGGCCUCGAGUCCAGCCCAGUGCGCCGGGGGAUUCAUGCGCUGCAAAAUACCUACGCCUGGAGAGACGGCAGUGGCUUGAGAAUGCAAGGCUGCAUCUCGCCAGUUUGGGACACCAUCUUGAUGACUACCGGACUAAUUGACUCUGGCCUGCCGUAUCAGAGCUCCUACACAACAAAAUCAAUGCAAUUCCUCAAAGCAAGACAGCAGCUGGGACCGGAGGGCGACUGGCGGGUCUAUAACCCGAAACUCGCACCUGGCGGAUUCAGCUUCGAAUACUUCAAUUCGUGGUAUCCAGAUAUUGAUGACACCGCGGCAGCAGUUCUAGCCAUGGUGAAGCAAGAUCCUGCUUUGUCAGACAUGUCCCCAAUCCUCUCUGCCGUCCAGUGGAUUCUGGGAAUGCAAAACAGUGACGGCGGCUGGGGUGCAUUUGACCUCAACAACAACUACUUGUUUUUGAAUAAGAUCCCAUUCAGUGACAUGGAAAGCUUCUGCGACCCUUCCACUGCCGACGUCACCGGCCGUGUCCUUGAAUGUUUCGGAUUACUGGUGCAGAAGGCCUCCACACGAUCCGACCCUGAUAAGCAGCCCGUUCCCCCAGAGCUCAUAAGUAGAAUGGAGGUCGCCACGAAGCGAGCUGUGAAUUUCCUUUCCGACGAACAAAAACCAGACGGGCCCUGGUUUGGUCGCUGGGGGUCGAACUACAUUUAUGGCACCAGCACAGUCCUCUGCGCCUUGGUAUACCAUGUGGGGGAUUGGAAUUCAGAUGAGUCUGGUACUGUGGCCCGCAAGAAAUGCAGCAGCCGGGGAGUAAACAUCCGCGCUGCCUUGAAAUGGCUGCAAUGGGCGCAAAACUCAGACGGGGGCUGGGGAGAGAGACUGGAGACCUAUCGAGACCCCAGUCUAGCUGCGCAGGGCCCAUCGACCGCGUCACAGACUGCUUGGGCGCUGAUGGGCCUCCUGGCUUAUCUGCCGGCUACUGAUCCCUCCAUUCGACGAGGUAUCCAGUAUCUUGCGCGAACGCAGAUCAAAGAGGGCGAUCGCUCGGGGUCUUGGAACGAACGCCACUAUACUGGAACGGGGUUCCCCAACCAUUUUUACCUCUGCUAUACCCUUUACUCGCAAUACUUCCCCAUGAUGGCCUUGGGGCGGUACUCGAGUCUCUGCGGUUUGCGCCCGCUUCAAAGCUCACAUCUAUGAAAGACGAUCGGCGAGCUGUGUAAAUAAGGGAAAGUGGGAAGAUGGAUGCCUAACUUACCCAUCCCAUGUUUACUCGAAAAACAAAUCAACAAAUAUAUUGUCG
Aspergillus candidus is the source of this 2220-nucleotide messenger RNA. RefSeq names its product terpene cyclase/mutase family protein. Gene Ontology annotation, molecular function: intramolecular transferase activity. Gene Ontology annotation, cellular component: lipid droplet. The transcript has a single exon. The record is from RefSeq and is a predicted model, not a curated record. Bases 42 to 2117 code for a protein of 691 amino acids. NCBI's taxonomy places the organism in Eukaryota, Fungi, Ascomycota, Eurotiomycetes, Eurotiales, Aspergillaceae. Gene Ontology annotation, biological process: triterpenoid biosynthetic process.